Plasmodium gonderi is the source of this 924-nucleotide messenger RNA. Its product is annotated as variable surface protein. Bases 1 to 924 code for a protein of 307 amino acids. The transcript has 3 exons. The record is from RefSeq and is a predicted model, not a curated record. NCBI's taxonomy places the organism in Eukaryota, Apicomplexa, Aconoidasida, Haemosporida, Plasmodiidae.
AUGGGGGAAAAAAUUUUUGAAUCCUUAGAUUUAUAUUUCCCUGAAUAUAAAAAAAUUAUGGAUCGAGAUUAUAAAUCUUAUGUUACAUACAACGCAUAUUCGAAUCAAAUUAGAGCAAAAAGGGGAAACCUUAAAUAUUUUGAUGUUAUAGAAGAAAUAUGCGAUAAAUUGGUACAGUAUUUAUUUGAAAUACAUGAUGAAAUUGGUAACACAUUAAGAAUAAAAAAAGGAUUGCUGUAUAUGUAUUAUUGGUUAUAUAAGAAUUACCUCAUAUCUGAGAAAGAUAAUAACUAUAUCAAAGAAAUUUAUAAUGAAUUCAUAAAUGAAUAUUAUAAAACUGAUAUGGGUAAAUUAUUAAAACCAAAUCCAGAGGUAAAUAUUUUCGACAAAGGAUGGAAGGAUAUGAUGGACAUAUGUGAUUUGAAUGUUAAGUUGUAUAAUAUAAAAAUCAAAAAUAUAUCAUUUUCCGAUAUAAACGAUAGAUGCAAUUAUGCCCAGAAAUGUUAUGAUUUAUACAUGCAAAAAUAUAAUACAUGUGAAUACAGUAGUAAUACCCUUUAUUGUAAUGAAUUAGAAAAUAUUUAUAAUCUAUAUAAUAGUAUACCAAAUUUAACGAUAAAUUGUGAUAAAACCAAAUAUACAAUGUUGGAUUCAUUAAAAAUUAACAAACAAGUGGUGGACACACAUAAAUCUAGUAAAUCAGUUAAGAUUAUAAUGCUAACUAUUGUUAUAUUACUAAUACCUCCUUUACUAUUUAUUAUUUAUAAGUUCAUCCCCUACAAUUCACACGUUCAUUGCGUAAUAAGAACUAUAAAAAAUAAAUACAGUAUGAUGAAUAAAGAGUGGAAAAUGUUGAAACCUUUAAAAAUAUACAAUAGGGCCUUAGAAAAUAGCAUGUAUAAUAUACUAUAUAAUUCUACAUAA